This is a messenger RNA of Mesitornis unicolor (brown roatelo), 560 nucleotides long. Its product is annotated as actin-related protein 10-like. Gene Ontology annotation, biological process: retrograde axonal transport of mitochondrion. NCBI's taxonomy places the organism in Eukaryota, Metazoa, Chordata, Aves, Mesitornithiformes, Mesitornithidae. The transcript is spliced from 3 exons. The record is from RefSeq and is a predicted model, not a curated record. The annotation marks the transcript as partial.
CGUGGCCUUGCUUCUCAUUAACGCUGUUUCCUGUCUCUUCAACAGAGACUCCGUUGUGGAAAUGCUGUUUGAACAGGACAACGAAGAGACAUCUGUUGCCACUUUGAUCUUAGAUUCACUUAUUCAGUGUCCAAUAGACACCAGGAAGCAGCUGGCAGAGAACUUGGUGAUUAUCGGUGGCACCGCGAUGUUGCCGGGAUUCCUUCACAGGCUCAUGGCUGAAAUCAGGUACCUGGUGGAGAAACCGAAGUACAAAGAGGUGCUCGCCACCAAAACCUUCCGGAUUCACACUCCGCCUGCCAAACCCAACUGUGUGGCCUGGCUGGGAGGAGCCAUUUUUGGAGCCCUUCAGGACAUCCUCGGGAGCCGGUCUGUGUCCAGAGAGUAUUACAGCCAGACAGGCCGCAUCCCCGACUGGUGCUGCCUUAACAACCCUCCGCUGGAAAUGAUGUUUGACGUUGGGAAAGCACCCCCGCCGUUGAUGAAGAGGGCUUUUUCUACCGAGAAAUAAGCACCUAAGUGCUACACAAGGAUCCCCCUCUCUUUCAAGUAGACAUGUA